This is a messenger RNA of Metarhizium brunneum ARSEF 3297, 1359 nucleotides long. Its product is annotated as Vacuolar calcium ion transporter. The record is from RefSeq and is a predicted model, not a curated record. Lineage: Eukaryota; Fungi; Ascomycota; Sordariomycetes; Hypocreales; Clavicipitaceae. Gene Ontology annotation, molecular function: calcium:proton antiporter activity. Gene Ontology annotation, cellular component: fungal-type vacuole membrane. Gene Ontology annotation, biological process: intracellular calcium ion homeostasis; calcium ion transmembrane transport.
AUGUCUUCCAGAUCUAAUCGCUUUGCCAACGAGCAAACGCCGCUAAUUAAUGGCGAGUCUGCUUCGUCGGCUCAGGCUGGCAAUCAUACUCAGCACCAGCACAAAACCGGCGUCAGGACCUUUCUAUUUGAUAGAGAGCAUACUCCCGGAAAUGACAGCGAAUCAAUCGCGGUGCGCAGCGCCGCGUAUACCUGGCAUGUCACCAAAGUGACCCUCCUGAGCGGCUAUGUCAACUUCCUCCUCGUAAUGGUCCCUAUCGGCAUCGUGGCUGGCGCGCUCAACUGGAACCCAACCGCCGUCUUCACCAUCAACUUCUUAGCCAUCAUCCCACUUGCUGCGGUUCUCUCCUUUGCCACCGAAAUGCUUGCGAGUAAAUUGGGCCAGGCCAUGGGCGGCUUGCUGAACGCAACAUUUGGAAACGCUGUGGAAUUGAUUGUCAGCAUUGUCGCCCUGAAAGAUGGCCAGAUUGUGGUCGUGCAGUCAUCAAUGCUUGGUUCCAUCUUGUCCAACUUGCUUCUUGUUAUGGGAAUGUGCUUCCUUUUUGGUGGAUUAGUACACCGAGGCACCAAUGGAGACGGCAGGGAGCAGUCUUUCUCCGCCGCCGUCGCCCAGACGACAUGCUCCCUCAUGACGCUAUCCUCUGCCUCUCUUGUCAUUCCCGCAGCCCUUUAUGCUGUCCUAGCUCAGAACGGAUCGCAAGACAAGAAUAGUAGCAUUCUGAUUCUGUCACGAGGCACUGCCAUUAUUCUGUUGCUACUUUAUAUCAUGUACCUCGUUUUCCAACUGCGAACCCACAGCAACCUUUUUGAUGAAGAAACUCAACAAGAAGGCGAGGAGGAGGAAGAUGCCAGCAUUGGACCUGUUGCUGCCGGCAUUGUUCUGGUUGUUGUUACGGUCCUGGUGGCCAUUUGCGCCGAGUACCUUGUCGGAACCAUCGAUGAUAUAGUCGAGAGUGCGAAUAUCAGCAAGGCGUUUAUUGGUCUGAUUCUGAUUCCUAUCGUUGGCAACGCUGCUGAGCACGUCACUGCUGUGGUUGUGGCCCUCCGCGACAAGAUGGACCUCGCUAUGGCUGUUGCCAUUGGCUCUAGCAUCCAGAUUGCUCUUGGUGUUACUCCUUUCCUGGUCAUUGUUGGAUGGAUUAUCGGGCAGCCAAUGUCGUUGCACUUUGAGACUUUCCAAACCGUCGCAUUUGCCGUAUCGGUUCUAGUCGUCACAUACACCGUCCAAGAUGGCAAAUCUAAUUAUCUCGAAGGAGCCAUGCUUUUGGGUUUAUACCUUAUUAUCGCUGUCGCCUUUUACGCAACGCCCAGCGACGCCUUUGACGGGAGCUUUGCUCAAUUGCUGGGUAAAUCCUCAUGA